Colletotrichum chrysophilum is the source of this 1182-nucleotide messenger RNA. RefSeq lists its product as uncharacterized. Lineage: Eukaryota; Fungi; Ascomycota; Sordariomycetes; Glomerellales; Glomerellaceae. Gene Ontology annotation, molecular function: hydrolase activity, hydrolyzing O-glycosyl compounds. Gene Ontology annotation, biological process: carbohydrate metabolic process. The transcript has a single exon. The record is from RefSeq and is a predicted model, not a curated record. The coding region runs from base 1 to 1182 and encodes 393 amino acids.
AUGCCGUCAACGAGGUCAUCUAUUUUGGGCUUGGCCCUCGCCCUCCUGCCUCUGGCUGUGGCUGACGACCACCCUGUCGUGGCGGAUGAUGUCUGCAAUUGCUUCCUCACCAACACCUCAGAGAGCUACUUCACCAACCAUCUGUUCUACGACUUCCGCAACCUCGGCCAGUACGCCGGUGUCCCUGACAUCAUCACCAGCUACAACGACAGCGGCAACGCCUCGGUAACAUCAGACUACUUCAACUCCGAUGCAUGGACGUCAAUAUGGUCUAUCCAGAGCUGGAACAACAGCGGCAACAGGGGCAGGAGCGGCAACGAUGCCACCAUCAGCAUGGUCAACUCUCCCAAUAACAUCUAUAUCGAGAAGAACACCGACUCCAAUCCCCAGUCGGACACCUACAUGAGCUUCCGCACCGCGCGUCUCAAGGACUUCCAGACCUCUGCCGAGAUGGAGUCUGUCUCGAUGGGCUACCACUUCGUCUCGGUCCGCAUGUUUGCCCGCACCAUCGGCGACCCAGGUGCCUGCACGGCCUUGUUCACCUACCGCGAAGCCGAAAAGUACGCCGACGUUCAGGAGGCCGAUAUCGAAGUCCUGACCAAGGACCCCGACAACAGGAUCCAGUACACGAACCAGCCCUCGUUUGACGAUAGCGGUAACACCAUCGACCAGUCGACCCAGAACGGCACGGUGCCUGUCUCUUGGCGCGACUGGGCCAUCCACCGCCUGGACUGGGACUCGGAGCAGAGUGUCUGGCUUGUUGACGGCCACAAGGUCUCGACCAUCAAGUUCCAGGUUCCCCGCGAUCCCAGCCGUGUUAUGAUCAACUCCUGGAGCGAUGGUGGAUCAUGGUCUGGCGUGAUGGAAGUCGGCAAUUCGGCCGUCUUGCAGGUGCAAUGGCUCGAGUUGGUCUUCAACACCACUGACUCCCCCACCACCGUCACAAGGCGCGGUGCCGUCAACUCGCAGCACGCCCACGGACCCCAGGGCAAGCUGGCGCGUCGCGACGGCGAUGGACAGUGCCAGGUCGUCUGCAGCAUCGACUCCGCGCACGACUUUGGUCAAGUCGUCAUGUUGCACAACGGCACGGCGCCUGGGCUGUUGCUCGCCCAGUCCAGGGCCCUGGUCUUCUGGGUGCCGGUGUUUAUCAUGUCGGCAAUGUUCUUCCAUGUCCUGUCUUAA